AUGGAUAUAUACCGAAAUGUGUAUGAACAGCAAAGUAAAUUAUUUGGUGAGACACACCCAGACACAAUAGUUACAAGAUAUCGCAUUGGUUUGUGCUUAGUAAAUCAAGGAAAAUUUGAGGAAGCUUUGAAUUACUUUAAUAAAGUUUACAGUGACCACCAAAAGUUGUUUAACAAACUUCAUCCUACAAAUAAUCCCAUAGAAAAUGGUAUAGCUAUUUGUUUACAUAAUCAGGAGAAGUAUUUUGAUGCCAUAGUUUUUUAUGAGGAAGUUCAGGAUAUGCAGAUCAAAUCUUUGCAUUCAAAACAUCCAGACACUUUGAGAACUCGAUAUAAUAUGCUGCUUUGUUCUAUCAAACAGUUGAAUAUCCGAAGUGGACCCACUGUUAUUUGGAAUAAUAUUCAAAAUGCGCUCAAUAAACUGGAAGAAAUUUACUAUGACCAACAACAUGUUUUAGGAAGGACUCAUCCUCAUACUCUCGAUACAAAAAGGAUUCUUUAUUUGAAAAUGUUGUUUAAUGAUUAUAAUAUGGCUUUGUUGCGAUACCAGGAAAUUUAUUAUGCACAGGUGAAUAUUUUAGGUGAAGAUCACACAGACACCUUAUACACCAGAAUGUAUAUUGGUAUUGUUAUAUGUUUUCUGGGUGAUGUGGAACACUCACAAGUCGUGCUAAAAGAAGUGUAUGAAAAACAAAAAUCUUCAUAUGGUGCAUCCAAUCCAUACACGAUGCACACUAAUCAAGUAAUCAAUAUAUUAUAUUGGGGACCAACUAUUGGUGUUGUGAAGUGGUUGCUAGGUAGAAUGUGGGAUUUUAUGUGGAUUUUUUUGUUUGGUUAGGUGAUCAUUCUUUGUUUUCUAAUUUUUUUUUAAUGAUGAGGUUAAAUAAAUUUCUUGUUUAACUAUUUUUGAAAAUUAAAAACGAUAGUGCUCUUAAUAAAAUGUGUUUUAAAAAUAUUUUUAAACAGUUUGCUUAUCCAAUCAUAAUGUCGUCAGAAGUUCCUUAACAAUCAAUGUGUUGAAUAAAGACAGAUUUUUUAUUGUGUAUGUUGUAUCAUCAUUUUAAUGUUGGGUUUUUUUACUUUAGUUGUGUCAGCAAUUAGCUUUCAUGAAUUGUUUUUCUUUUUAUUUUAAUUAUAUAUGAUUUCAGUAAAAUACAAAUAAAGCCAGUGCAAAAACAUGACGUUCUUAAUUUUCUGAUUAAUAAGGUAUAGAAUAUAGAAAGUAUAUAUAUAUGUAACUUAUGUAUGAUUUCAAUAGGGCUUUGUGUAAGUUUAAAACAUGUACAACAUGUAACAAACUAUACCGAUGCCAUGAGCAUUUUUAUAGAUUGUAAAUUGUUAUUUAUUGUAUAGUGUAUAUAUAUGUAACCUGUAUAUAAAUUACAUUUUUUGCGUAAGUUGAAAACAUGUUUUAUAUUAUAAAUAAUACCUCAACUUCAGCUGCAGGCCGAUCAAUAAAGGAAGAGCGAUUACUCUUGCUCAUACAGACUCACCAAAUUCUAAGAAAUGAGAGUCUACAUGAGCUAUAAAUUGCUCCCCCAAUUUCACAAAAUUUUGUCUGGCUGAGCAAUACCAAUUCAUCUUACAUGCAAAUCAAUGUUAUCUUUCUUAUUAUUUGCAUUAAAUAUAUAUAUAUAUAUAAAAAAGACAAGAUAAAAUAGAUAAAAAAGGUUUUUUUAAUAAAACAUGCGUUUAUAAACUUAUUCUAUUUAUUCAGAUUAUUCAGAUUGCUCACCCAGUCUAAAUUAUUGUAUCUUUGGGGAUCGAUUUUUUGCUUGGGUGUUAUUAUGUUAUUAAUAGGUUUGCAACUGCCUAAUUUUUGAGUCCUGUAUUUUUCAUCCUUCUAAAUUUGAUAUUUGCAUAACCUUCAGAUAAUGUAGCAACAAUCUAAAUUGAUUAAAAAAAAAGUUCAAUAAUUAGUGUGAAAAUCACUUGACUAAUAGUUAAAAUUGAUUUCUUGGCUGUCAACAAUAUUAUGUUUUGUUUUAGGUUUAUAUCAGAAAUACCUUCUUCCAUGAAAUUAAGGAGUCAAGAAAUAAACGGUCAUGAAAUUAACACGGUUCAAUGGAAUUAUGUUGAAUAAUGCAUUCAAUUAACGUGGUUGAACAAGGUUGUUUUCAAAAAAUUUUAUAAAACAAUGCUAAAAACAUUAUUUAUAUACAUAGGAAUGGUACAAUUACCUCAGAUAAAUAUCAGAAAUUCACAAAAAGUUAGGAAUGACAUUUAACUUAUUCCAUGAAAAUGAACGAUUUAACUUAUUCCAUGAAAAUAAACGAGUCAUUAACCCGGUGUUUUGAAAUUUGCAUUAAUUUGAUGACCGUUAAUUAAAUGAAGUGUUAAUUUAAAUACUGUUAUUUCAUGACUCGUUAAUUAAAAUGCUGUUAAUCUGGUGACUAUUUAUAAUUUAUAAAAGCUUAAAAAACAUAAAAAUACAAUUUUUUUUCUCCAAAUUUUCUGCUAUUUUCUCUUCAUCGGAAGAUAGCUCAAUAGCUUUUUUAGUGAUUUUUUUAAAUAGCUUUUUUAUAAUCUUUAUACUCUGAUCCAAGUGAAAAAUUAACUGAAAGCACUUUUUCUUCUAAAAUUUUUAAAUUUUUAACAUUGUCUUUCCAAGAAACGAAAACUUUUAUUUUGAUUUCCAAACAGACUUGUAAUAGAGGUGAUAGCUUCACUACCGUGGAUUUAAGAGUUGCUGUAAUUUUUGCUUCAAGUUAUAUCGCAUAUUCUCAAAUUCGCGUUAAUUGUGAUUUUGCAAAAAAUUGUAAAUGCAUUGUAAAAUAUAUUGUUGGUUUGGUGUUUUUAUGUGGUUUGUUUGUAUCUUAUUAUGAAUUUUUUUUAAAUGAAUUGUGAUUUUGCAAAAAAUUGUAAAUACAUUGUAAAAUAUAUUGUUGGUUUAGUAUUUUUAUUAUUUUUUGUCAAGAAUAACUUCUAUGCUAUCUGUA
Molecule: messenger RNA, 2938 nt
Organism: Hydractinia symbiolongicarpus
Lineage: Eukaryota; Metazoa; Cnidaria; Hydrozoa; Anthoathecata; Hydractiniidae
Product: kinesin light chain-like
Exons: 1
Coding region: 1-837 (278 amino acids)
Molecular function (GO): protein binding
Source: RefSeq, a predicted model, not a curated record